This is a messenger RNA of Bombina bombina (fire-bellied toad), 1206 nucleotides long. Its product is annotated as nodal homolog 2-A-like. Gene Ontology annotation, molecular function: cytokine activity; growth factor activity; type I activin receptor binding. Lineage: Eukaryota; Metazoa; Chordata; Amphibia; Anura; Bombinatoridae. The transcript is spliced from 3 exons. Gene Ontology annotation, biological process: BMP signaling pathway; SMAD protein signal transduction. Gene Ontology annotation, cellular component: extracellular region. The record is from RefSeq and is a predicted model, not a curated record. The coding region runs from base 1 to 1206 and encodes 401 amino acids.
AUGAAUUUGCUUUGGAUCACCCUUUGCAGCACCUUCUUCUCCCUUGUAAAGGGGCUCCCUACUCUUACAGAGAGAAAACCUGUUAGGAUUCCUCUCCAAGCAUCCUACAUGGAACUGAGGGCUCCAACUACUUUUCAUGCGAACAGACAAUCCCAGAGUAUGAAAUAUCCACUCUACAUGAUGCAGCUUUACAAGACCCUCAUAAUGGGAAAUGAUUUAAACCUACCUAUUCUAGAACGUCCUGUCCUUCAGGAGUCUGAUGCUGUUGUAAGCCUGAUUGCAAAAGGAUUCACCCAAGUUGACAAUCACUGGACACUUUCCUUCGAUAUGUCUUCAAUAUCAAGCAACACUGACCUGAAGUUGGCUGAACUAAGAAUUCAUCUGCCAGCAUUUCAGAGUUCAACAGUUGCAACAGUGGACAUUUACCAUAGCAAGGACGGGGAGGGACGCGUUUUUCUAGGGUCAUUUAACACCAACCCUUCUGCUACUCUGGGUUCCUGGAAAGUAUUCAACCUCACCAAGAUGCUACAAUAUUAUCUUCACCAAGAAGAACAUUUCCCUAAUGGGGAAUAUAUAAAGGCUGAAGACAUGCCAGAGAAAAACCUAGCAACAUUCAAUGUAGCAGAAGUAAAUGAGCAACAGAAUACAGAUUUCACCCAUAACACUUACUUAGCUUCUGAGAAAGUUAUGUUUGUUGUUUUUGCUAAGGACAAACACUCUGACAAUCUCUCAGACUCUAACAGCCUUAUUAAGAUGGUCGAGACUUCCAAGUAUGUCAGUGCAGAGAACCUUAUAUCAAUAUCUGUUGUUAGGAGACAAAGAAGAAACAGACUGGAGCAGCAACACAGCAUCAUGUUGAACAAUAUUUAUUCUAGACCAGUGGAUGGUGGGAAACCUCUGUGCAGAAGGGUGGAUAUGAUUGUUGACUUUGAAAAGAUUGGAUGGGGUGACCAGAUUAUUUAUCCCAAGAAAUUCAAUGCCUACAGGUGUGAGGGAGAUUGUCCUAUCCCACUGAAUGAAGAGUUCAAACCUACAAACCACGCCUAUAUAAAGAGUCUACUCAAACUGUAUGACAAUGACCGUGCUGGAUGUAUUUCAUGCGUCCCCAUAAAGAUGAGAGCCUUGUCUUUGCUACACUAUGAAGAUGAAAGAGCCGUUCUUAAACACCAUGAGGACAUGAUUGUUGAAGAAUGUGGAUGCCGCUAA